CCGCCGCGGCUGCUGCUCCGGCUGCUGCAGGAGGCGGCGCUGGCUGGCGGCUGCGCUCGCUCCAGUCGGCGAGCGGAGCAGCGAGCGAGCGUGUGUGUGUUUUUUAAAGAUGGCCGGAGCGGCGGCGGCGGUGGCCGCGGGAGCAGCAGCUGGAGCCGCCGCGGCAGCCGUGUCGGUGGCGGCUCCGGGCCGGGCCUCAGCGCCUCCGCCGCCCCCGCCGGUGUACUGUGUGUGCCGGCAGCCGUACGACGUGAACCGCUUCAUGAUCGAGUGCGAUAUCUGCAAGGACUGGUUCCACGGCAGCUGUGUUGGUGUAGAAGAACAUCAUGCUGUUGACAUUGACCUUUAUCACUGUCCCAACUGUGCCGUUCUACAUGGCUCCUCCUUGAUGAAAAAGCGGAGGAAUUGGCACAGGCACGACUACACAGAAAUUGAUGAUGGCACCAAACCAGUGCAAGCUGGGACUAGGAUUUUUGUGAAGGAGUUACGUUCUCGAGUCUUCCCAAGUGCUGAUGAAAUCAUUGUAAAGAUGCAUGGCAGCCAGCUGACACAAAGAUACCUGGAGAAACACGGAUUUGAAGUUCCUAUUAUGGUCCCCAAAUUAGAUGACCUAGGACUCAGGCUCCCUCCACCUACUUUUUCUGUCAUGGAUGUGGAACGCUAUGUAGGUGGUGACAAAGUGAUAGAUGUCAUUGAUGUGGCAAGGCAGGCAGACAGCAAAAUGACCCUUCACAAUUAUGUUAAAUACUUCAUGAAUCCUAACAGACCAAAAGUGUUAAAUGUGAUCAGCCUUGAAUUUUCAGAUACAAAGAUGUCUGAAUUGGUGGAGGUCCCUGAUAUAGCCAGAAAACUUUCCUGGGUGGAAAAUUACUGGCCAGACGAUUCAGUUUUUCCCAAGCCGUUUGUUCAGAAGUACUGCUUAAUGGGAGUUCAGGACAGCUACACGGAUUUCCACAUUGACUUUGGUGGAACUUCAGUCUGGUACCAUGUCCUCUGGGGUGAGAAGAUUUUCUAUUUGAUAAAGCCAACAGAUGAAAACUUGGCACUCUAUGAGUCUUGGAGUUCAUCUGUGACCCAGAGUGAGGUGUUCUUUGGAGAUAAGGUGGAUAAAUGCUACAAAUGUGUGGUAAAGCAGGGACAUACUUUAUUUGUUCCUACAGGGUGGAUUCAUGCUGUGCUCACAUCUCAGGACUGUAUGGCUUUUGGGGGGAACUUUCUGCACAACCUUAACAUUGGCAUGCAGCUCAGGUGUUAUGAGAUGGAAAAAAGGCUAAAAACACCAGAUCUUUUCAAAUUCCCUUUCUUUGAAGCCAUAUGUUGGUUUGUAGCCAAAAAUUUGCUGGAAACCUUGAAAGAACUGAGAGAAGAUGGUUUCCAGCCUCAAACUUACCUAGUACAGGGAGUGAAAGCACUGCAUGCUGCUUUAAAGUUAUGGAUGAAGAAAGAACUUGUAUCUGAACAUGCUUUUGAGAUCCCAGACAAUGUCAGACCUGGACAUCUUAUUAAAGAACUUUCAAAAGUAAUUCGAGCAAUAGAGGAGGAAAAUGGCAAACCAGUUAAAUCUCAGGGAAUUUCUACUGUGUGUCCAGUUUCACGAUCCUCAAACGAAGCAACUUUCCCAUAUCAUUCCCGACGAAAGAUGAGGAAACUUCGAGAUCAUAACGUCCGAACUCCGUCUAACCUAGACAUCCUAGAGCUCCAUACAAGGGAGGUCCUCAGAAGGUUAGAGAUGUGUCCAUGGGAAGAGGAUGUCUUGAGCUCUAAACUGAAUGGAAAAUUUAACAAACAUCUCCAGCCAUCUUCCACGGUACCUGAAUGGAGGGCAAAAGAUAAUGAUCUACGGUUACUGCUGACCAACGGAAGGAUAAUUAAGGACGAGAGACAACCCUUCGCCGAUCCAAGUCUUUAUACAGUGGACAGCGAAAAUGAGGAGGACAAGAGAAGGACGAAAAAGGCAAAAAUGAAGAUGGAAGAGAGUUCAGGAAUAGAAGGGGUGGAGAAUGAAGAGUCCGAAAAACCACUUAACAGGUUUUUUACAAGUGUGAAAUCGGAACUCAGGAAUCGAUCAUCAGAAUAUUCUGAUAUUUCUGAUUCAGAAGACUCUGGACCUGAUUGCACUGCACUGAAAAAUAAUUUUACCACUGAAGAGUCUGAAAGUUCAGGUGAUGAAAAAAAACAAGAAAUAACAUCAAACUUCAAGGAGGACUCUACUGUGAUGAGGAACUUCCUUCAGAAGGGCCAGAAUUUCAGAAGUGAAAUUCCAAUUAAAAGGGAAUGUCCUACCUCGACGAGCACAGAGGAAGAAGCUAUUCAGGGCAUGUUGUCGAUGGCAGGGUUGCACUACUCCGCGUGUUUACAGAGGCAGAUACAAAGCACAGACUGCAAUGGCGAAGGAGACUGUCUCCAGGAUCCCGGCGUCUGCCACAGCAGUAACCAGGAGGCACGACAGGUGUAUCGCUGUGAUAAGCCAGUGGAAUGUGGAUACCAUGUCAAGACUGAAGAUCAAGACUUGAGAAGUUCUUCCUGGAUUAAACAAUUUGAUACAACUUCCAGAUUUCAUCUUCAGGAUCUAAGUAGAGGCCAGAAAUGCAUCAAAAAGGAAGGCUCAUCAGAAAUCAGUCAGAAGGUACAAAGUAGGAAUUCUGUGGACAGCAGUGGCGCAAGCCCUCAAAAUGGGAAGUAUACGCAGAAUUCCAGCUUGAUUUCAGGGGCGUGCCGGAUAAAUAAUGGCAGCGUAAGCCCAGAAAGGCCAGUUGGUGAAACUUCCUUUUCCGUGCCCCUUCACCCCACCAAGAGACCCGCGUCAAAUCCACCACCUAUCAGCAACCAGGCAACAAAAGGUAAACGUCCAAAAAAAGGAAUGGCCACAGCCAAACAACGUCUUGGGAAGAUCCUGAAGUUGAACAGAAAUGGCCAUGCCCGUUUCUUCGUGUGAUGAGCUGCCACUACGGCCGCUCUUCCCUUUGGAGACUUACUAGUGGCGGAGGCGCGGGAGCCUGGCGCUCCCCGCCGCGCCCCUGCCCGGAGCAGUUUGCAUGUACAGUAGAGAACACUGCCGGAGGAACAAAAUGAACCUGAUGCUGCAUUUUCACUGUGCCACACCCACUCAGCAAUAACCGUUUGGACCUGGUGGGGGAGAGGAAGAAGGAGGGUAGAACCUUAAAAAGAGACCUUGAACUGGAAAAGGUCUCUUGUCAGGGCUUGAAUUUCAUUUUGUUGUUGGUAGUGUCUUGAUUUAUUUUCAGUGGUAGGGUAAAGAAUUAUCAAUAAUUUAUUUAACAGAUUUUUUUUUAAAGUUAACAGCUUUUAAAUUCUUUCUUUUUUAAAGCUAUUUAUUUGGAAGAUUUCUGGAGAAAUAUCUCACUAAUUUAGAUUUAAGAAUGUGAAAGUUUUUAAAUUAUUUUUGAUAGUGUGUAUGUUACAUGUGGGGAAGAGCCACAGUAACAGUAACUAGUCUGGACUCUUAAAUUUGAUAUUCAGGUUAAAGUCUUAAACAGGGAUUUGAUGCAUUAAUUAUUUUAAAUUAAGAUGUAUAUGAAAAUCAUUUUAUUUUAUAUAUUUCAUGUGUUUUUUAUAAGCUAUUAGCUUCGCUUUUGCUAACAUCCAAGGUGCAUACUGUUAUCCAGGUUGAUUACCUUAUAUCCCACCUUCCCUCUGCACUCCCCAUCAUUUUGUGAUGACGCAACAAGACUCUUCUCUUUGCAGGGAAACACUUUCAUAGCCAAUGUGUAAGAAUUACAUAAAAGAUCCCACAUUUCUCAUUUCGUUUGACGUUGCAGUUUUCUUCUAAUUCUGUAAAAAGAGGCUUCUUGCAUUUUCAUUUUUGCUGAUGAUAUCUGGGUCCCAAAGAGAACAGCUUUAAUAUCUUUUUCCUAUUUGUGGGAAAAGGAUUAUAAGUUUGGUUAAAUUGUCAUGUUUAUAGUUUUUCAAAUACAUUUGUAACUUCAGAGGGCCUUCUUCAUACUGCUGGUGUUGGAGGGCAGGAUGAGCACCUGCCACAGAGGUUAUAUUUUAUGACGCUUUUAUUCUGUGUACCUAACUUGUUGGAAAAUAAUGAGAUAUGGUUUGACUUCGUAUAUUCAAAUCUGCAUAAUAAGCCGUAAUAUAAUAGGACUAUACUAUAUUAAGUUGUAUAGAAGCAAGCAUGUUGGAGUAGAUCUUUUGGGUGUAUGUGUGUUUAGUUUCUUCUCUCUUAACCUUCUAAAGAAAUAUCUAAGAUAUGGAUUUGGAGUAAAAUGGGUGCUUCUGGCAGUUUCUUCCAUCUGUCCUAACUUAACCAGUGUAUACUGAGUAUCUGGUUGAGGUUUAAGGAAUCACUUCUCUCCUUUAUGCAUAGCUCUUACUAAAUGCCAGUUUUCAGUUGCUCGUAAUAGCUUAUAUUUUCCCUUUUCCUCCCCAAGGCAUAAAAUAAGUGAUUUCUGGGGCUGGGGUGAAGAUAUUCCCAAUUCUGACAAAAAAAAAUUUUUUCUACAAAGAAAAUAGAGGCAAAUAAGAUAAAUUUUAUUUUUAUGGAGAAGUAAUAUGGCCACAUUAUGGAUUUGUCUCUUUUACUCAGCAAGGUAGCAGGACUUGCCCUUCUGUAUUAAGUAUCACUUGAAGCGCUAAGAAAAAACAUCUCUACCAUCAUCUUUCAUGGUUGCAUUUAAAUAUGUAUUUUCAAAGAGAAAUAUUUCUUAUUCUGUCUCCAUUCCAGUAUCUCAUGGAAUAAAUACAAAACAGCUUAUGGAUUAACCUUUCUGGUCCAGAUGACCAGACCAGAUUCUGGGUCUUAUCUAGGUGUCAGGAAAAAGAGUUUUUACGGAAACACUAAAUGUCUGUAAAGGGCCUACGUCACUCUGUCCACACUCUGCCAAAACUGGUUAAGAGAUGGGUAUAAUCAGUCAUUUGUUUGGUCACUGGAUCUCAAGAUGUCAAAAGUUGGGGUGUGACUGAUUUUCCUAUCUCCCAGUAUGUAAUGUUUUGGUUUUCUAUAGACACUGUUUUAGUGUUAGAGUUCACAUGAUUUUGUUUUGGUUUAAGAAAUCAGAAUUACAAUUCCUUCUUAGGUUCUUUUGUUUUCUUUACAUUUUCAUAGCUCCUUUAAGUAUUUUUAAUUACCUGACUUCGUUUCUUUAGCUAUAAAAAAUUAAAAUCAAUUUAUUUUUAGGAGUUAAAAUGGUGACCAGUAUCUGCCCUGUGUACUUAGGCCAGUACAUCUAAUUUUAAGUAGCCAGAAUGUGUAAGUAUUAAGAUACUGUGGAUUCAUUUUUGGCAGGUUUAGCCCAUGAACUGGCUACAUGAAAAAAACUUUCAGUAAGAUAAUCUAACCAUCUAACCACUGAAACAAUUCAUGUAUCUUUUUCCAAAUUGGUGAAAAUUCAGCCUACUGGCCCAUGAGUUGCCUAGUCAAGCUUGUUCUAUACUUACUGGCUGUGAUGCCUCCCUUUAUCUUGUGGAAGUGGCUGGAUUCCGUGUUUUCCUCAGUCUCAUUUAUAAACCCUCUACCACACAGAGGCUGCAGCUUAGACAAGGAGACAACAGUGGUGGCAUUCAGCUAGUUAAGUGCAGAUAAAUAGGUAAAACAGUUGUGACUUAACAGAUGCAAUUUUAAUGGUAGUAGUAGAUAAUGAUUUUUUCUGUAUUGAUUGAAACAAGUGACUUCUGUUAACCUGGGAUCCCCUGUACUGGGAUAGUGUCACAUAUUGUGCUCUCCAGGAUUGAUGAAUGAUGUCAACAAGACAGCUGGCGGUUGAUAGUAGUUCAGCACCCUAGAAAUACACCGAAUUUCAUAAGCAUACAGAUUUUAAAAUUCCGACUGAAAUCCUAGAAACCCAGAAAAAACAAGACCAUCGUGCCCACAAUGUAAAUACUUAGCUUCAAUACUGGUCUGUUUUUUAAUAAUCCUAAUUCUUGCCUUGUCAAUGAGCCCUUCCGUGUUGAUUCGCCUGAUGGCCGCAGGUAUUUAUCCAACGUCCGUGUGCCCGGCGAGACUUAGUACUGGGGGGACCGUAAAGCUGGGGUGGGAGGCUCUGUUCUGGAAGGUAUAUUCGCCAAGAAAUAAGCAGUAUUACUUUCAUUUCUAAGCAAACUUUAAGCAGAAGAGGCCCCGUGUAGUAAGAAAAAGAGCAUAACUUUAUUAGUUUCAACUGAAAAAGUACAACUGUAGAAGUGGAAGUCAAUUUUUUUUAUUUUUAAAAUUUAAGAAACAUUUUUUCAUAAGUAGUAGUUUAAUGUUGGUAAUAGAGAGGUGUGGUAUAUAGCAUGGAAGGGAGGACGAACCUGGGUUUUUGUUCAAGUUCUGUCAUUCACGGAUCAGCUGUGUGACUGUAAAUAAGUCACUUAUGCUUUCUGAGUCUUGGUUUUCUCAUUUGGCAGUUUGGAUAAAAAUGUGGUUAAGAAAAAUACAGAAAAGCAUUCCUUAAUUAUUGACACUUCAUACUUGCAGAGAAUUUAUCAUUAUUUAAAUUACAACUGACAACGCACAUUUAUAUCCUUUUUAAGUGAAAACUGUUACUCCUAAAAUCUGUUUCAUAUCGAGUAUAUGCCCAGAGCAUGCUACCUAAAACAUCUGAAGAAUCUCUAAGAAGGUGUUGGAUUAAAAUCAGAAUCCAUGCUUGAAGUGAAA
Molecule: messenger RNA, 6604 nt
Organism: Lutra lutra (Eurasian river otter)
Lineage: Eukaryota; Metazoa; Chordata; Mammalia; Carnivora; Mustelidae
Gene: KDM7A
Product: lysine demethylase 7A
Exons: 20
Coding region: 110-2935 (941 amino acids)
Biological process (GO): protein demethylation; regulation of transcription by RNA polymerase II
Molecular function (GO): transcription coregulator activity; histone demethylase activity
Source: RefSeq, a predicted model, not a curated record